AUGUUUAAAAAAAUAGGCCUCCAUGAAACAGAUGUAGCUGCUAUGACCAAAUACUCAAUAAAGGAUAUAUAUGGAGCCUAUCGUGGGGAAUUUCAGAAAGUCCCUUUGAGAAGAAUUGUCUGGAACAAUAAUGGCCAGCCUAAAUGGACAUUCAUCUUAUUCUUGGCUCUGCACAGAAAACUGCAAACUAAGGAGAGGAUAGCAUGCUGGGCUAAUUUAGACAAUAUGGAUUGUGUGCUAUGUAAGCAAGAGAAUGAAGAUAUUGACCAUUUAUUAUUUGAGUGCAUGUAUGAUAAACAGGUGUGGUCAAACCUCCUAGCUUGGCAAAACAUAAGAAGAGAAGUGUGGAACUGGAAGCAUGAAGUACAAUGGGCCAUAGAAAAUGCUACUGGGAAGACUGCUCAACAGGAGGUAUACAGAAUGACAUUAGCUGGUGGAGUGUAUCACUUAUGGAAGGAAAGGAAUGCAAGAAUCUUCAAGGAAAGCAGCAGAUCUGCCGAUCAAGUGGUCAAGCAAUUGAUAAGAGAAAUUCAUGUUAGAGCUCGCAGAGUUAGUAGAUUGGAUAGAUAUAUGAAAGAUUUGAACUUUUAUCCUUAG
Molecule: messenger RNA, 597 nt
Organism: Nicotiana tabacum (common tobacco)
Lineage: Eukaryota; Viridiplantae; Streptophyta; Magnoliopsida; Solanales; Solanaceae
Source: RefSeq, a predicted model, not a curated record